AUGGGAAACGAUGAGAAGCAAAAUACGAUCUAUUCGCCGAAUGUCACAAAUUUAAAAGUACAGAACGAAAAUUCUACUAUCCGAAUUAACCCACUCAGAGAAUUACAAGAAAGUAACGAGAAAAGUAUAUACGAUGAAGUGGAUAAACUAUUUUUCGAGAAUGUCACAGAAUACACGAAGGAUCCAUGCAAGCUGAUUGCAAGACUGAAAGAGAAAUACAAGAAUGAAUUCAUGAAUUGGAAAUAUCUCCAUAUGAAUCAAGUGAAACAUGGCGAUUUGGUUCGGGUUCGUGCAAUGAUUCUUAGUGGAACCCAUACAGUAUUUUCAUUAAAUUCAGUAAUCACAGAAGAAGAGGAUGGUAGUACUCGCACAAAUAUCAAGGAAAUGAAAGGUAUGACUCGCCGAAACGCGUACAUUUUGGUACCAGAAAGAGGGGUAACAGAUUGGUACUUGGAGACUUUUUACGGUAAAAAUCGUCAGGGAUACACUGAGAUGCUUCUCAAAAAUGAAGAAUCUAGAACUUAUGCUCUGUUUUAUGACACGGAAAGUGAAAAUUUUAAACCAAAUGUUGUGUUUGAUGUGUAUGGGAUUGUCGAUUUAGCUGAAAUAAAAUUUGAAGAGGAAGAUGAUAGUUCAAAUACAAAAAGUUCAUUGAGCAUGGUGUCAUUACAUGUUAUUCAUUACGAACCAUUAAAAUAUCAUGAUAUUGUGUCAUCAACUUAUCCAGAGGUGCUAAAGCAUAAAAACAUGCACGGGUUUGAAUCAUUGAUUUAUGCUUUCGAACAACUCUUCGGAAAUAAAGUUAUUGCGCAAUCUCUAGCAUUUCAGUUGUUCAUUUCGCAACACUCUCAACCGCCAAUACCUACUUUUCCUUAUACAAUAAAAAAGGUAUAUGACAGCAAAUUGAUAAUUGAAAUGAUCAAACUUUUCAUGCCAAAAAUUCAUGUUAUUGAGAUGAUGCAAAAAACAAUGGAACAAUCGUGGGCGUCAUACGAGGAACCUCAAAGCGGUUUCGAACAAGGUCUGCUACAAGUAUCCGAUAAUACUUUAAUCAUUAUUGACGAAACUAAAUUAUCGCUAGACAGCUUAUUGCUCACCAAAAAAGGACAUGAGAACUGCAAUUUGAUCAGAAAUUUCUUAUCUACUCGAAAAAUACCAUUCGUUUUUCCAUAUCAAACGGUGGAAAUCGAAUCCAACAUAAACAUACUUGUUUUGAGCGGCGAAAAAUGUUUCUUUGGCCAAGAAGAUUUUGCGAUGAUUGUACCUAAACCGUGCCCAAAGAAUGCAAAUUUCGUGCAGCAAUAUGCUAUGGAACAUAAAAGUGAACUUAAUCUUUGUCGCCAUGCAAUUUUGUCUUGUUCCAAAAGUUUUUGUAACGUCGGUAUCUGUAAAACUGUAGAAGAAAUGGCAGUUGAAAAUUUCUUGAAGAUGCAGCAGAUAUGUAGGAAUACGGAUGAUAACUCGGCUCGAUUACAUCGGCAGCUAGCCAUUUCCAAAAAGGGUAAUGUUAUUGUGAAGUUUAAGGCCUUACAAUUAUGCCUUUUAUUUUGUUCCAGACUGUUAACAUUACUGAAAGGCGAGAAAAUCGUUGAUGAAGAUUGUUGGACAACAGCUGUGAAGUUUGAGAAUGAACUACAAAUUAAUGCUGGAAGUCCGCUUUACCGAUAA
Messenger RNA from Acanthocheilonema viteae, 1668 nucleotides. NCBI's taxonomy places the organism in Eukaryota, Metazoa, Nematoda, Chromadorea, Rhabditida, Onchocercidae. The record is from the annotation of a GenBank genome assembly.